UUCGGGGUUCAGCUGAAGCAGAGGGAAGUGUGGUCUAAGCAACUGCAUUUUUCGGAAGUUAGAAUGUGCCUCUGACAGCGUGUUUUCCUUCAAGCAGUGUUUUUUGCAGACACUGUUCAUUCUUUGGAGAUGUUAACUUCUUGUGUUCGGUGUGGUCUGUGCUGAACUGAGGUCUUUUCUUCCGGAAUCCCCUCCGUUUGUAGCCUUUCCUUAUCCCAAAUGCAAGCUGCUUUUGCAGGUACGAUGGCUCGUGUCUUUGUUUACGGCACGCUGAAGAAGGGCCAGCCCAACUACAAGUACAUGAUCAACACAGCCAAGGGCUUAGCGAAAUUCCAAGGAAGGGGCCGCACGGUGGAGAAAUACCCACUGGUGAUUGCAGGAAAAUACAACAUCCCUUACAUGCUGAACAUCCCGGGAACAGGACACCACGUUGCUGGUGAGAUUUACUCAGUUGAUGAGCAGAUGUUGCAGUUCCUGGAUGAGUUUGAAGGCUGCCCAGACAUGUACCAGCGUACCCUGAAGAGAAUCGAGGUGGUGGAGUGGGAAGGGAAGGGUGGCACAGGCGAGCUACGGGCAGCUGCUGAAGGCAUCCUGGAGUGCUUCGUGUACAGCACAACGACAUACCCACCCGAGUGGGUCGGUCUCCCCUACCAUGACAGUUACGACUCCUCAGGAAAACAUGGCCUCUCCUACGUUCUACGCGAAAGCCGGGAUUAGAAACGGGAGAUAAUGCAGCCCAGCCGAAGACAUAGUACUAAGCACAUGUUGAUCAGUAACUUUUCCAGGAAAGCUGUAAUACCUUUGUAUUAAAACACAAGAUUCCUUGUAACCACCCCAGCCCAGCAGCCUUGGCGCUAGCGUUGAAGUCGUGUAGGCCCAGAGAUGGGGACUCAUCCCUAGCUAUUCAGUGUCCUCUUCGCUCCCGCUAACCUGCUGCGAGUAAUCAGGUUUGCAUGAAACAUAAAAUAACUGUAGUAUUUGUGCACAUCGGGCUUGGGGUCUCCUUAUUUGCUCCAUCCCGCCCUUUGCCUCAGUCCAUGACCGAGGUCAGUGAAAAGUAGAUGAACAGACUAAAUUUUUUGGUUUUACCUGAAUUUACAAAUUUUCUUGUGUAGUUCUCCAAGGUGGGUGGAAUAAUGCUGAUACUAUUGCACUAACAGCCGAAAAUGAUUUUAAAAACUCAUGUCUGCAAACAAACUAAAGCAAAACUGGCAUUAAAUAUUGACAUGUAGUAGUGUCUAGUAGGUUACUGAAUGUAAACAGGGAGAGAUAACCAUAUAGAUACUACACACUUCAAGACAAAUAUUAAAUUGCUGGAGAAAUAGAGAAAAUUUGAAGACUAUUCUUACUGUGUUACAAUGUUUUCCUGAGCUGGAAAAGCGUACUUCUAAAAGAUGUUUCUUUCUAUAAGGUACUGUGAAGAAAUGUUAAAAGAGUAUAAGAGAAUUACAUUUAAAAUUGUAUUUUUAAUUCAACAAUUUAAGCACUUUAGGUACCACUUCAGUUCACUGAGUGAAUGUGGGGUUGGGGGGUAGGUAUGGGUGUUGGGGACCUGAUUUCAGCUGCCCACCACACGACAGCAGAUGCAGCUGUUGUGGGCACUUAAAAUCACAGUGAUUUUUAGCCAAGCACUUUAAUGCAGCACUUGAAACCAUAUGCAAACUGAAUUUCUUAUCGGGAAAAAGAUUUUAUAUACAUUAUAAAAAUUAUCCAAAGGACCUGUAGUGUGAUUAUUGCAACAUUAAACUGGAAAAAAAAAAAAGAAUGUAAAGAAGACUACUGUCCUUCUGACCCAACCAACUGUGCUGGUUUCUAUACAAUCUGGGAAAAGCGUGGCUUUCUGUUGUUACAUAACUGUGCCUUAGAUUUUCUUUCAGAUGCAGUGUUUGGUACAUAUAGAUUGUGCAGUAAUCAGAACUGCCAAAGGGACAUGAGACAUGCAGUGGGACAAAGUACGAUUAAAUGUACUAAGGGUGCCAUUACGAACAAUAUUGUACUUUUGUUUCUUUGCCCGGUGGUGGCCGAAGAUCUGAGGGAGGGAAUUUAUGAGGACAGGCUGAGACAGUUGGGGUUGUUCAGCCUGGAGAAGAGAAGGCUCUGAGGAGACCUUAUAGCGACCUCCCAGUACUUAGAGGUGGCUACAGGAAAGCUGGGGAGAGGCUCUGUAUUAGGGAGUGCAGUGGUAGGAUGAACAGUAACAGUUUGAAGCUGAAAGAGGGGAGAUUUAGAUUAGAUAGUGUGAAGAAAUUUCUUCCUGUGAGGGUGAUGAGGCACAGGAGCAGGUUGCCCUGAAAAGCUGUGGACGCCCCAUUCCUGGAGGUGUUCAAGGUCAGGGGUUUUUUUUGAGUAAUCUGAUCUAGUGGAACGUGUCCCUGUCCAUGUCAGGGGUCUUAGAACUGGAUGAGCUUUGAGGUUCUUUCCAAUGCAAACUGUUCUGCAAUUCUAUGAAUUAACCCAUGGAUGCAGGGUACGGAAUCGGCCUAAGCAUAUCAAGUGACAGGCACUGCUGUAUCUCAUUUAGAAAGAGAUGGAAAGCUUGGGUUGCUGCACUAGGCAAAUGAAGUAAUUUUAAAGUACAAUAGUCAUGUCAUGUCUCUUUACCAUACUUUUGUUUAGAACUGUGCUUCUUUUGGAAGCAGCAGGACAGCAUUAAGGAUGUUCAUUGGAAGAUCUGCAGGGUGUCUGCCUCAGUUUCUCUAAAUCAAAAAGCAUUAAUUUUCCUGGAUGGCAGGUACUACCCAAACACUCUCCUUAUUCAUUCUUGAUGGGUUUUGUGAACUGCUUAACAAAGCAGAUCCUUGUACUACAUUAUUCCAUUACUAGCUGUGUGAUUUGGUUGGCAGCUUCUCAAUAACAUGAAAAAAUGCCUCUUCAAUGAAAAGUUUCAAGCAGAAUGAACCUUUCUGGUCGAACAUGAGUCAUCAGCCCUGUCACAGACUGUUUUCGUCCUUCACCUUCCAGUAAAGGGCCCAGGUGCCUCUGGGCAAAGGGUUUUUUUUCUGGGAAGUGGCAUGACUCUGCAAUCCUAGGCAAGAACAGGAGAGCAGGCCUCCUCCUGUCUGGGGCAGUGGUCAAGUCAAAGCAGGCACCGUUAAUUCUGGUGUGUGUAAAACCUGUUGGAGGAGGUGAGAGCAAAGGCAGGAGUAUCCCAGCAUCCUGGCCCAGCCGGAGGCAGCGGCAGAGGCUUAGGUGAGAGCAUAGGGACAGACAUGAUGCUUAUAUUGUGCACGGACUGCGGAGGUCCCUCUGCAUCCAGUGAGCAUCACCUGCUGACUUCCUGAGCUCAAUGAAUCAAUGGAAAAGAGAGCUGCCAUUAACCAAUUAAUGAAAAACAGAGCUUCUGUUAACCACACACUAACAUUUUGAACCCAGUAAAAGUCUGCUAUCUUCACCACCCUGUGGCACUGAGUUCCUGAGUGAGGAGGGGGAAAAAAAUACAUAAUUUUACCUGUUCUUAACAAGUCACCAGCUGUCUCCCCUCUGUUCAAGUCUCUUAAAUCUUCCUCCUCUCCAGGCCCUCUCUGGCUUUGCGUACUGGACACACAGUUCCUCCAGCAGGAUAUUGUUAUUAUGUAUUAGGAACAGUCCUAGUUCUUCACACCAUUUUUAGUAAAAGCAUCUGCACAACAAAAGAUCAGACACCUGGUUCUCCCCUUCCUGUAAGAGCCCAGGAGGCAGCACGUCCGGCCUGAGGGACAGCAGGUGUCUCUAGUGAUAUCUUGGGGUGACCAUGCGGAUUCGAGGACAGUGCCAGCUCCUUCUGGAAGGAUUUGCAUCCAGUAGUCAAUUCAAAGAAGAUAAAGGAGCGGGGGGAUCGGUGUCUGAAUAAAAGAAGAAAAUUCCCAUACAACUGUAAAUGAAAGUCCACAGAGAAAGUCUCCACUAGAAAAUAAAACAUCUGAUCUGUCAUUUAAAUCUAGUCUAUACAAAGACUUCAAAAUAUUAAAAUAAACCUGAUCAGAAUUUAAGCCAUCAGCAGUGCAUGUUCAGCGCUUACACAGAGCAUAGGGAAACAGCUCAGUUCAUGCAGUGGUUAAUUUUUCACUCUUACCAACCAUUCUGUACAGUUUGUCUGAGGCCUCAAACCAAUGAUACCACCAUGAAGAAGACAAACUGGAUCUGGGCUUUUGUUGUGCUUUCAUUUUUCUUU
Cuculus canorus (common cuckoo) is the source of this 4150-nucleotide messenger RNA. It is a transcript of the gene GGACT, whose product is annotated as gamma-glutamylamine cyclotransferase. The record is from RefSeq and is a predicted model, not a curated record. The transcript is spliced from 2 exons. Gene Ontology annotation, molecular function: gamma-glutamylaminecyclotransferase activity. Bases 220 to 717 code for a protein of 165 amino acids. Lineage: Eukaryota; Metazoa; Chordata; Aves; Cuculiformes; Cuculidae.